CCGGCGGGUCCCGGCCCCCGGAGUGCGGAGCUGCGGGAGCCGAGCCGGUCCGAGCGGUGCUGCUGGAAGAUGGCGAGCGGCCGGGACGCGCGGCCGCCCUGGCGGCCCGGGCGCCUUCCGCUGCUGCUAUACCUGCUGCUGCUGCUGCGGAACCCGAGCCAGGCAGCGCACAUCAAGAAGGCGGAAGCGACCAAGACGACCUCGACGAAUGCGGGUGGCGAUGCCGCCGAGGGCCAGUUCGACCGCUACUACCACGAAGAGGAGCUGGGCUCGGCGCUGAGGGAGGCGGCGGCCGCGGGUCCCCCGGGCCUGGCCCGCCUCUUCAGCAUCGGCCGCUCGGUGGAGGGCCGGCCGCUGUGGGUGCUGCGUCUCACGGCCGGCCUGGAGCCGCCGCCCCCUGACGGCGCCUCGGGGCCCGACGCGGCGGGGCCCCUCCUGCCCGGCCGGCCGCAGGUGAAGCUGGUGGGCAACAUGCACGGCGACGAGACCGUGUCGCGCCAGGUGUUGGUCUACCUGGCCCGCGAGCUGGCGGCCGGCUACCGCCGCGGCGACCCGCGCCUCGUCCGCCUGCUCAACACCACCGACGUGUACGUGCUGCCCAGCCUCAACCCGGACGGCUUCGAGCGCGCCCGCGAGGGGGACUGCGGCUUCGGCGACGGCGGGUCCAGCCGGGCCAGCGGUCGCGACAAUAGCCGCGGCCGCGACCUCAACCGCAGCUUCCCCGACCAGUUCAGCAGCACCGAGGAGCCGCAGUCCCUGGACGACGUGCCGGAGGUGCGCGCCCUCAUCGACUGGAUCCGCAGGAACAAGUUUGUGCUUUCUGGAAAUCUGCAUGGUGGCUCAGUGGUUGCAAGCUAUCCUUUUGAUGAUUCUCCAGACCAUAGUCCCACUGGAGCCUAUAGUAAAACGUCAGAUGAUGAAGUCUUUAGAUACCUGGCAAAAUCCUAUGCCUCAAACCAUCCCAUAAUGAAAACUGGUGCGCCACAUUGUCCAGGAGAUGAGGAUGAGACUUUUGAAGAUGGGAUUACCAAUGGCGCUCAUUGGUAUGAUGUACAAGGCGGGAUGCAAGAUUACAAUUAUGUCUGGGCCAACUGUUUUGAGAUCACAUUAGAACUGUCUUGUUGCAAGUACCCACCUGCUUCACAGCUCCGACAGGAAUGGGAGAACAAUCGUGAGUCUUUGAUCACAUUGAUUGAAAAGGUCCACAUCGGAGUAAAAGGAUUUGUUAAAGAUUCAGUAACGGGAUCUGGCUUAGAGAAUGCAACCAUCUCAGUGGCUGGUAUUAAUCAUAAUAUCACAACAGGCAGAUUUGGUGAUUUCCAUAGAUUGCUUGUUCCUGGAACUUACAAUGUUACAGCAGUUUUAACUGGGUAUAUGCCACUGACAGUUAAUAAUAUAAUAGUGAAAGAAGGACCAGCCACAAAAGUGAAUUUUUCCCUUCGGCCAACUGUCGCUCCAGUGAUUCAUGACACAACUGAGACUACAGCAACUGCAAGUACAGUUACUAUACUGAAUAUUCCUUCUGGAACAAAAUCCUCCCACCAGCCAAUUCAGCCAAAGGAUUUUCACCACCACCAUUUCCCCGAUAUGGAGAUCUUCUUGAGAAGGUUUGCUAAUGAAUAUCCUAACAUCACCCGGCUUUAUUCACUGGGAAAAUCAGUAGAGUCAAGAGAACUUUAUGUAAUGGAGAUAUCUGACAAUCCAGGCGUCCAUGAACCAGGUGAACCUGAAUUUAAGUAUAUUGGAAAUAUGCAUGGAAAUGAAGUGGUUGGAAGAGAAUUGCUAUUAAAUCUCAUAGAAUAUCUUUGUAAGAACUUUGGAACAGACCCUGAAGUAACAGAUUUGGUUCGUAGCACUAGAAUUCACCUUAUGCCGUCCAUGAAUCCUGAUGGGUAUGAAAAGGCCCAGGAAGGGGAUUCAUCAAGUGUAAUUGGCAGAAACAACAGCAACAACUUUGACUUGAACCGAAAUUUCCCAGACCAGUUCAUUCAGAUCACAGAUCCUACCCAACCAGAAACUAUUGCUGUUAUGAGCUGGAUGAAGUCUUUUCCAUUUGUAUUGUCAGCGAACCUUCAUGGAGGUUCUUUGGUAGUCAAUUACCCUUUUGAUGAUGAUGAACAGGGGAUUGCCACAUACAGUAAAUCACCAGAUGAUGCUGUGUUUCAACAGAUAGCACUUUCUUAUUCCAAGGAAAAUUCCCAGAUGUAUCAAGGUAGACCCUGCAAAAAUAUGUAUCCUAAUGAAUAUUUUCCUCAUGGGAUAACAAAUGGAGCCAAUUGGUAUAGUGUCCCAGGUGGUAUGCAAGACUGGAACUAUUUACAAACAAAUUGCUUCGAAGUGACUAUUGAACUGGGUUGUGUAAAAUACCCAGUUGAGAAAGAUCUGCCAAAAUUUUGGGAACAGAAUCGAAGAUCUCUACUCCAGUUUAUGAAGCAGGUUCAUCAAGGCGUGAAAGGUUUUGUCCUGGAUGCCACAGAUGGCAGGGGUAUAUUAAAUGCCACCAUUAGUGUUGCGGAAAUAAACCACCCAGUGACAACUUACAAAGCAGGAGAUUACUGGCGUCUUUUGGUUCCAGGAACUUAUAAAAUCACAGCAUCUGCUCGGGGAUACAAUCCAGUUACCAAGAAUGUGACUGUCAAGAGUGAAGGUGCUAUUCAGGUCAACUUCACACUUGUGCGAUCUUCAACAGACUCAAACACCGAAUCCAAGAAAGGAAAGGGGGAAAGCACCCACAGCGUUGAUGCCAGUGAUCCGACUACUAAAGAGUUUGAAACCUUAAUAAAAGAUCUUUCCGCUGAGAAUGGGUUGGAAGCUCUCAUGUUACGUUCCUCCUCCAAUCUGGCACUCUACCGAUACCAUUCGUACAAAGAUUUGUCAGAGUUUCUGAGAGGCCUGGUGAUGAACUAUCCACAUAUUACAAAUCUUACCAAUUUGGGACAGAGUGCUGAAUAUCGUCAUAUUUGGUCCCUUGAAAUCUCCAACAAGCCCAAUGUAUCAGAACCUGAAGAACCAAAGAUUCGUUUUGUUGCCGGUAUCCAUGGAAAUGCUCCAGUUGGAACUGAACUGCUUUUGGCUCUGGCAGAGUUUCUCUGCCUAAACUACAAAAAGAACCCAGCUGUGACCCAAUUGGUUGACAGGACUAGAAUUGUGAUUGUCCCUUCUCUAAAUCCAGAUGGGCGAGAGAGAGCACAAGAGAAAGACUGUACUUCAAAGAUUGGACAUACAAAUGCUCGUGGCAAAGACCUGGACACGGACUUCACAAGUAAUGCCUCCCAGCUAGAGACUAAAGCCAUUAUUGAAAAUUUGAUUCAGAAACAGGACUUCAGUCUUUCUGUUGCUUUAGAUGGUGGUUCUGUGUUGGUCACAUACCCAUAUGACAAGCCAGUACAAACAGUGGAAAACAAAGAGACUCUGAAGCAUUUGGCAUCUCUUUAUGCAAAUAACCACCCCUCCAUGCACAUGGGUCAGCCCAGCUGUCCAAAUAAAUCAGAUGAGAAUAUUCCAGGAGGAGUAAUGCGCGGAGCAGAGUGGCACAGUCACCUGGGCAGCAUGAAGGAUUAUAGUGUCACCUAUGGCCACUGUCCAGAAAUCACAGUCUACACCAGCUGCUGCUACUUUCCCAGUGCUGCACAACUUCCUAACUUGUGGGCAGAAAAUAAAAAAUCUCUUCUAAGCAUGUUGGUAGAGGUUCAUAAGGGAGUUCAUGGAUUUGUUAAAGAUAAGACUGGAAAACCAAUCUCUAAAGCGGUCAUUAUACUCAAUGAAGGUAUAAGAGUGCACACAAAGGAAGGAGGUUACUUCCAUAUCCUAUUAGCCCCAGGUGUCCAUAACAUCAAUGCCAUAGCUGAUGGGUAUCAGCAACAACAUUCACAGGUCUUCGUGCAUCAUGAUGCAGCUAGUUCUGUGGUAAUAGUCUUUGACACUGAUAAUCGGAUAUUUGGUUUGCCACGGGAGCUUGUGGUAACUGUAGCAGGUGCCGUGAUGUCGGCAUUGAUCCUAACAGCUUGCAUUAUUUGGUGCAUCUGCUCAAUCAAGUCAAACAGACACAAGGACGGCUUUCAUCGGCUCAGGCAGCAUCAUGAUGAAUAUGAAGACGAAAUUCGCCUGAUGUCAACUGGCUCGAAGAAAUCCCUCUUAAGCCAUGAGUUCCAGGAUGAAACGGACACUGAAGAAGAAACAUUAUAUUCUAGCAAACAUUGAAUCACAGCCUUGAGUAUUUCCCAGCAUAAGUACCAAGCAAAACUACAGUUCCUUUUGGGAGACAACUGUAGUUAAGAAGAUAGACUAUCUUGCUUCUUCAAAGAGCUUUGGGAAGUUAACUUGCUAAAUUUCUAUUCUCUGUGAAUUUGGCUGGCAGUUUUGAACUUCCCUUCCUUAAAAUACUUAAACCUUUUUUUAAAAAAAAAAUCUGCUUUCUAUUUAUGCAGCAGAGAUGGAACAGCCACUUUAUUUUUCUUUUUAAUUUAAAAUGAGCUAUUUGAAGCUUAUGUGAUAACUACAUAAAGCCAACUAGUGGAUGUUGUAUUACACUGAGCGUUUACUAGUGGCUUUAGCUUUUUUCUUUAUUUUCAAUGGCCAAAAGAAUCCAUAAACAUUAAGACAGGGAUAGAGAUCAGAAUCUGACACAUAGCUUUAAAAACUCAAGGUUUUCUCAACCAACUGAAGAGUAUCUUUUCUAGUUAUUAAAAAGCUGGAGUUCUCUUUUAUUAUUCAGGUUUAAUGAAGGCUGAAUUGAUUUUAAAAUAUAAUAUUUGGAAAUUAAUAAAUGGGCUUUUUUGCAUUUGGCUUUUGCCUGUUCCAGGGCUUGAUCAGAACUUAAGAGCUGUGCUCCACGCAGGAUUUCACUACCUCUCUUCCAAGGGUCAGCAAAGUUCUAAAUAUCCCCAUUUUUAAGGGAGAACUUACUGACUUUGUUGUAAAGAUCUAAAGAGUCCAUUUGAGUGGAGCUGAGAGGGAGACCUAGCAAAACUCACGUUGCCUAUCUUUUCACUUGGUAAAAACCCACCGGUGCUGCUGCUUUUAUCUGUGAAGCACUAGUGUAUUGUAGGAAAACCUGAUUCUUUCAUAUUUGCUAAAUUUGAACCUUUUUCUGUGCUGUACGCGUAUGGUUUCCAGAUGACCCAGCGAUCUGCAAGAUCUGAAUCCUACUGAAUCCAUAUCAAGAGUGGACAAAACAUGCUUACACAUUUUAGCCUAUAUUUGAACACAAAAUUAUCAACAGUUCUUGCUUCAGCCCAAGUCUGUGCCCUGUAGUAGCAUAUUGAUACUGAAAUAGCUUGGCCAAUCUUAUUCAUAACAGGUCUCUGCAAUUGAUUGGGUUCUUGGUCCUGAUAUUUCACUUGAUAUGGUCUCUUUUUGGUCAACCUUUUUAUUCAAUGUUGAGGUGAAAGCAUUUAAAUAUGGCUUCGUCCAUUAAACAAAGUGCAAACUGUGGACUGCCAUGUGAUAUAACAAAGGUGAGAGUGUGAUCUUCACUGCCAGUCAGGUUACUGCAAAGACCUGAAGAUUUACAUUUUCUCAUGAAUGUUAUAUCAUGCUUCUCAAUGGAAAGUAUGCUAUUUGUAAGCAUAAGUGUUACCAAUGAUAAUGGCUUAAUACCUUUGAAUGUGGUAAUGGCCAAGUUGCUGCUGAACUUGUACUAAUUCAGGGGAUCAAAAAACUUACUUUCAUCUUUUCAAAUUGUAUUCUCUGUCCAUUGGAUAUUCAUUGCUGUUGAUUAUCCCAAAGCCUUCCAGGGAAAUGGUUUACCACCCAUGUAGAUUAUGCAACUCAAUUCUGUAAAGAAUGUACCCAAAAUGUCCUCAUAAAAAGAUUUGGCAGUUGUAUUGUGCAGGAAGUAAGGCAUUUGCCUUGCCUGUAGCGUCCAUGACCACGACCCUAAGAGCAAAUACCCGGCACCACAUAUGGACCCCUGAGCACAGAGCCAGGAAGUCUCUGAGCAUCAAUGGGGGGAGGAGGGUCACAAGAACAAAAACAAAUUGGUUUAGCAAGAAUAGUGAAAUCAUGGCAUUUGUCAUUGUGUGUGUUAAAUCUGGAUGGCUGAAGGUCAAGCUAUUCUUUCAUUAAUCUUAUGAUUAACAGCUCUAAAUUUUGAACCCAUGCUACCCCACUUUAAUCCAACCACACACAGAGAAGAGAUUUUGUGAGGUGCUAAAGCCACACAUACCUGGUAUAUAUGAUUUAAUUCCCAAUCAUUCUUUUAGAGGAUACUGUGGUGGUAUUUGUUCUUUACAGCUUUAUUUUUAAGAAUGCAGAGUUGACCAGGGGUCUCUCCAUGACUGGCCUUGUUUGGAAUACUACAGGUAGAAAUGAAAUAGUUGAUGUGAUAUCCUUUACUAUCUUAGCCUUGGUCUUCACUACAGGAUGCCUUUUAAAUUCACUUCUCCCUUCAGCUGACCUUAUCUUUAGCUAUAUAUCAGUGACUGGAGGUCAUGCCUUUUAAGCAUGUAUGAUUUUUUUUUAUAAAUAAAUAUAUAAAUAGCUCUCUUAGUAAUUUUUUGCUGAGGGAAAAUCAAAUUCUGCUAUAAAUCUUUAAUGAAUUUCUAAAAUAAUGUGUUGCGCUCUAAAGCAAGGCCUUCUCCACCUGAGUUAGCUAUUAAGAUGAAUGUACAUACGGGAUUGUGACUACUGUGUUCUCAGCCCUGCUUUGUCAUUUAUUUGUGGUCUCUCGUUAUAGAUCACGUUAACUGCUUUAGGCAUUGAAGCCAUAGGGGAUGGGGAAUGCAUUUUUUCAGUGUUUCUCCUAGAGACUUUCUAAUUUCCCUAGAGUGGUGGAAGUAAGAAUCACAGUAUUAAGAAAUUUGCCCAAAUCUGAGUUGUGCCUAUCUUGAUUCACAAGGCAUGUUUUGUUGGUUGAUUUUGUUUGUUUGUUUGUUUGGGUUGUCCUUUUUGUGAUCGGUUUGUAAGCCUUUUCUCCUCCAAGCUCCUACAUAAAAGCAAAGUGAUCGAGUAGGUAAUGUUUAAGUGAUUGCUUGUCACGUGUGCUGAAUAUGCAGCUCAGUAAGUCGAACUUCAGUUAAUUUUAAAAGGAAGAUCAUUGGUUUUCAUGUAUGUUACUGAACUUACUUGGGUGGUGAUUGGAACCCCGUCCAGUUAAGGAAUGCUUUCAGUUCUCAUUGGAGGGGAUUCAUUUUGGGAGUCUGUCAUCCUCCAUAAUGGAAACAUAAUGUAUAUUUGAACCCAGUGUGAUUGCUUCAUCUUUGGUAACUUUCACCUGAAUGGGACUUAUUGAAUUAAUGGAUAUUGAGCUUAAAACUAAUUAUAAGUUUACAAAUAAAAGGUAAUGCUUAUGCCUGAGCUUACUGUGUUUCUGAGCUAACAACAGGUUACUCAGUAACUGUGACCUGCUCCUCCAUUUCCAUUUCUUCUUGGCAGUAAAUAAUUCAUUCUGUCUUCUUAUUACUAGAAGUGCACGUGUGCCAGGUUUUAUCCCUGCUGUAUUCAAUCUUUCUGGCUAUGGGAUGAUGUAAUAAUGUCCUAUAUUAUGGUUCUCGAGUGGAACUGUUUUUAGUAGUAGCAACUUUAUUGUUAUUACAGAAAGAUUCCACAAUGAUUGAUGUUCAAUGGUUUAUAUCUAGCAACUGUUUUAUAACUCCAGAUUUCUGAUUUGUUUUAAUUAAAGAGAACUGGAGGGGAGGGUUGUUUCGGGCCCUUGGUUAAUGUCAUCUGAAUUAGGGUUUCUAGUUCAUGAAGAAAUACCGAUUUUUCUCCUAUUUUUAGGAAUAAUUAAUACUCCAUUUGACUUUCAGAAUAUUGUCCUAGUUGGCCUGGAGCGAUAAUACAGCAGGUAGUUGCCUUACACACAGCCUACCCAGGUUCAAUCCCCAGCAUCCCAUAUGGUACCCCAACCACCACCAGGAAUAAUUCUCAAGUGCAGGACCAGGAGUAAGCUCUGAGCAUUGCCAGUUGUGCCCCACCCCCAAAAUGAAAUUAUCUUAGUUGAUUUUUUAUUUGACUGAUCAUGAAAUCUGAAGAGUACCCUACCGUUUGAGAAAAUUGGAUAGAGAUUAUGUAAAUAUGUAUGAUUAUGGCUUUUCUAAAUGGCAUAACACAAAUGUACAAGCUACAUCCUGUGCUGGCCAUGCUACAGGUUUUCUGGAGAUGUGAUGUAAUAGAGGGUUUUUGUGCUCUGAUUAAAAAUCAGCAUUUCAGGGCAGGAGUAAUAGUACAGUGGGUCGGGCAUUUGCCUUCCACCUGGUCGACCCAGGUUCAAUCCAGCUUCUCAUAUGGUCUCCCAAGUACUGCCAGGAGUAAUCCCUGAGCAUCGCCAGGUGUGACCCAAAACAAAAAAUAAUAAAAGUAAAAAUGCAAAUGAAUCAGCAUAUCAGCAUUCCAUUUUUUUCCCAGAAUGACAUUACCCAGCUCCAGAACAAUGUUAGCUCUCUCUAUAUAUAUGAGGUGCCCAACACUCAUUCAUCUCAAGUCUGGUUUAUUUCAUGCACUGUGCCUUCAAAUGAAUUUCUAAAAGGGACUAAAUGAAGUUGAAUAGUAGUUUUAAAAAGUCAAUCUGUGUAAUUUAUGUGAAAUCUAACUGUAAUGAGGUCCUUUCUGUUUUUUUAUAUGUAAACAGAUCUACUAAUCCUGUAUAAAAGUUAUUUUACGA
Molecule: messenger RNA, 8602 nt
Organism: Sorex araneus (European shrew)
Lineage: Eukaryota; Metazoa; Chordata; Mammalia; Eulipotyphla; Soricidae
Gene: CPD
Product: carboxypeptidase D
Exons: 21
Coding region: 70-4200 (1376 amino acids)
Biological process (GO): proteolysis
Molecular function (GO): metallocarboxypeptidase activity; zinc ion binding
Source: RefSeq, a predicted model, not a curated record